Penicillium antarcticum is the source of this 1176-nucleotide messenger RNA. RefSeq lists its product as uncharacterized. Lineage: Eukaryota; Fungi; Ascomycota; Eurotiomycetes; Eurotiales; Aspergillaceae. The record is from RefSeq and is a predicted model, not a curated record. The coding region runs from base 1 to 1176 and encodes 391 amino acids. The transcript has a single exon.
AUGAUCAAUCGUCCUGCUGCAGACAUGGACACCACAUACGCUCCUCCAAUGGGAAAUCCAACACCCCAUAGAGAUUCGUGGGGCUCUGCAUCAUCCACUUGCUCCCAUCUAGAAAUGUCUUUUUCUCAUGACAGUUGCUAUGGCUCAGACGAAGUCUCAGUCACAUCCGCUAGUACAAACCCUGCGCAAUCUAGUACCUCGACUUUCCCCGCCAAACCACCACUUCAUCCUUUCUUGAAAUCUAUCCUCAAGAACUCCUCUACUGCCGUUGAAUCCGACGAAGAGUCGGAUUUGGAGUCUGGCUACAGCUCCGAAGGUGAUUCCGAGUACGAUGCGCUUUCUGAUGCAGAAUAUGAUGAUGAGGAUGAUGGCGAUGCAUCUGACUUCUCAAUCUGGGAUGAGACCUGUCGCGAUGCCCCUGAGACUCACGAGGAUCAUACCGAGUCUUUUGACGAUGCAUUCAUCUCGUUUGAGGAGAACGCGGUGCGUUUUGCCGCCGACGUGCAGUACAUUGAUUCAGUCGAAGUCUCCGAUGGCGAGAAGACUCCUGAUACAGAAAUGACCUGCCAUGAGAUGAUGCUGCUGGCUCUAAAGUCCAAGACAGAAAGUGGUCUGGAACACUUCGACAGUAUGGAUAUCAACGACUCCGAUGAUGAUGAAGAUCCACAUGAGUUCCUGAAUAAAGUCACUACCAAGCCGGAGGAGUUCUCGCGCGAUGCCGUGGAAUUAGACCGAAGUCUUUUCGUCGCUUACAUAAAUGGCAUGCAUGGUAUUGCCGACAAGAAUUUCAAAUCCUACCUUCGAACUCAGGUUGACCACAUUCGCCUCGGCCAAGAGGCUGACACCAUGGGCCCUGAUGGAUCGUCUUCCUUGUACCUUGAUAUGAUCUCCAGCCACGUCAUCGGUACCUUCUGCAACCUUCUCACUCAAGAUGAAUUGGAUGAGUUGAUCAUUUUGCGUGCCGAAAAGCAGCCUAGCAACACAAACCAUUCCGCUCUUGACUUGGACCACCAUAACGCCCUCCUGGACAGAAUCGAGAAGUUCCUCUUGGAUAGACUCACAAAUGGCCGCGUCGAUGUUGGUCCUGAUGAACUGAGCUUUUUUGCCGGCGUGAUUGCCCACGACCUCGGCACCAAACCUUUGCCAGCGCAAAAUUCAGUCAUUCUUGCGCCCUGA